AUGGGUCGCGGGAAGUCUGUGGCGCUCAAGGUGCGCAAGGACGACAGCCCCGCCGGUGCUUCGUUAGGUGCUAAGUUGUGCGGGGGCACCAUACCCGAUACUCCACGCUAUACCUUGUCGGAAGAGAAAUCUGACCCUGGCGACGUGCACCCGAAGAAGAAGAAGAAGAAGAUGAGAAGGCACGAAAAGACCAGCCCAAUCCCUUCCCCGGUCGGUGCGGAGGAGGGAUCUUUGGAGGAUGUCUCCACUGCUGCUGCUGUCGCUGCGGGUCCAAAGGCAAGGGCUCAUGUAGCUAUCUCGUCCGCUAGCGCUGUAUGUCCGAGGAAGAGGGACCAAACGGGUGUUGUGGUCACUGCUUCUGAGGGUCCGGAGAGAAAGCGUGUGGCUUUAAAGGAAAAAAAUCCCAACCCUAGCUCAAGCGACGUUCAUUCCAUCGAUCUUCACCGAUCUUUUCCACACAAGUCGGAACCGAAGCGAAAUGCGAGGGGGGGCAAUUUGAAGGACGAUGUCAUUGCAGCUCCGCAAUCCGGUGAGCCCUUGCCCCAUAUUUCUCCCCUAUCGGUCUUCGGGGCUCUUCCAAUUCCUUGGGCUGAUUCAGAUACAAAUUAGCCUCGGCGGUUGAUAAAGGGACAUCCCUGCUGCAGGAGUCCUUCGCCGUUGGUGGCCCAGUCUAUCGGGCUUUGAAAGGGUUGUUGCCGCAAAAGGACUUUCGUGAGCUCGUCGAACUCGUUGAGGAAGAUGCCGCACAAGCGGUUGCAGAUCUGGUUACUAAAAAGAGUUGUCACUCCCGCCUUGUAUAACGUUGAACUUGACUGAAAUAUUUUGCUACAGACUGCUGGUCUCCGGAACUUCUCGAUUCAUUCCGCGGUUCCGAGCUUAGAUUUCUCGAUCUGUCAAGCCCGUCAUCGCCUCCUUCAGAAAUACCCAUUCCAAACAAGCCUCCUGCCCUCAUACUUGGGAGUCUCUACCAGCAGGAUCAAUUUGCCGCCCUUACCACACUUUCCCUGAGAAAUACACAACUUUCAAAUAAUGAUUUGGGUUUGCUCGUGUUACUCACAUCUCUGGUAGAUCUUGAUAUUUCGAAUACGGGGUUAGGGGUACAUUCGCUCCACCACAUCGUCUGCCACCAUAAAACCUUGGCUCAAUUGAAUUUGUCCCACAACCAGGGCAUGGAUGAUGAUUGCCGAGUACCGCUCGCUGCGUUGCCCAAACUCGCUAGAAUCUAUCUCAGGGGGACAAACAUUUCGAUGCCCGGGUUGCGGCGACUGGUCACCGGAGCGCUUCCGGGUAACUGUCGGUUGCUCUCACUUCCGAACCACUGCAUUACCUAUCUCAAUAACCGUGAAUCACAUUAUUCCAUGGACAUACCGGAUCCAUAUGCUCACGACCCGAGGAAGCUGGAGAACAUGAACCUACCGGAAUUAAAGAGAAACCUCGAGCUGCAUGCAAGAGCGAAUAGCGAGAUACUCCUAACCGGCUCAAAAAGCGAACUUUUCUACCGGUUAAACAACAUUCUGCAGAGCAGGAUAGCCGAUGCGAAAAUCAUUAAGGUGUUGGGUAGGGAAGAACGACAAGUUUGAAGCAGAGCAAAAGGAAUUC
Messenger RNA from Tuber aestivum (summer truffle), 1599 nucleotides. Lineage: Eukaryota; Fungi; Ascomycota; Pezizomycetes; Pezizales; Tuberaceae. The record is from the annotation of a GenBank genome assembly.